AUGUCCUUGUGCCUGGUGCUGAGGAUCCCGGGCCGGCUGAAUGACCGGAGGACCCCCCUGGGAGAACUGAACUGGAUCUUCACGGCCAUCACGGACACUAUCGCGUGGAACGUCCUCCCUCGGGAUCUCUUCCAGAAGCUCUUCAGACAGGACCUGUUGGUGGCUAGUCUGUUUCGAAAUUUUCUACUGGCAGAAAGGAUCAUGAGGUCCUAUAACUGCACCCCCGUCAGCAGCCCACGCCUGCCCCCCACGUACAUGCACGCGAUGUGGCAAGCCUGGGACCUGGCCGUGGACAUCUGUCUCUCGCAGCUGCCCACCAUCAUCGAGGAAGGCACUGCGUUUCGGCACAGCCCGUUCUUCGCCGAGCAGCUGACCGCCUUCCAGGUGUGGCUCACGAUGGGCGUGGAGAACAGGAACCCGCCGGAGCAGCUUCCCAUCGUCCUGCAGCUGCCCUUCCGGGGAGCCACCGAGCACUGCGGCGGCUGUGCUGUGCAGCCUCAGGUCCUUCUGUUUGGACGGACGUGA
Messenger RNA from Suricata suricatta (meerkat), 525 nucleotides. Its product is annotated as regulatory-associated protein of mTOR-like. NCBI's taxonomy places the organism in Eukaryota, Metazoa, Chordata, Mammalia, Carnivora, Herpestidae. The transcript has 6 exons. Gene Ontology annotation, molecular function: protein-macromolecule adaptor activity. Bases 1 to 525 code for a protein of 174 amino acids. Gene Ontology annotation, biological process: regulation of autophagy; TORC1 signaling; cellular response to starvation. Gene Ontology annotation, cellular component: cytoplasm; TORC1 complex. The record is from RefSeq and is a predicted model, not a curated record.